AUGCAAAUGAAGUCAAAUCCCUCCCUAUACGAACCCAUCAAGGACGAACUACUGAAGCAACAGCACCUGAUCAAGGAGGAGUUCUUUCCUGACAUCUAUUCUCUUAUCAAGGAGGAAGUUGCUAAACAGGAAGCUAUAUACACCCACUUCUACCAGCCUUCCAAGCAGGACAUGGUGGAAGCCCAACCUGGUCCAGUAUACCCUCCUCACCAGGCACCCUCUCCACAUCAGACACCUUCUCCUCACCAAGCACCCUCCCCACAUCAGACACCUUCUCCUCACCAGGCCCCCUCUCCUCCUACCUUCCCUCACCAUCCUAUUCAGAGUGAGAAAGUAUCUUCUCCUCCAACUUACCCACAACAACAGAUUGAACGGGUUCCCUCUCCAAUAGCAGAGAAGAAACAAUCUACUGAGUUGGUUCCUGAAUUGGCUCCUCUGGUUUCCCACCAAACCCUCCCCAAUAUUGGACAAUUCCACCAGGACUACUCUUAUAUUCCAUACGGUCUAUACUCCUAUCCUUCUCCCUACAUUCCCUUCCCUUCCACCUCUGCUGUCGGCCACAUGAGUGUCCCUGCUCCAUCUAUAGUAGCUGCCAACUAUCACCCUACGCCUCUACCUACCCACCAUCAACCUACAUCCUCAACCUUCUCAGAUCAGACUGUCAGUACAUACGGGAAGAUGAAAAGAGUUAGAACAGACUUCACCCCAACUCACCUGACCGUCUUGGAAGAGACCUUCUCUAAAUCUCAGUACAUGCGUGGAAUGGAGAGGGACGAUUUGGCUAGACAACUCAAGGUGACUCCUAAAUCUGUGACGAUCUGGUUCCAGAACAGACGAGCUAGGAUGAGGGCAGAGAGCAGACAGGAUAACUUCAUCAAGCAUGCCGCUGAGACUGGUAGUAGUGAGGUCGGAAAGAUCCCGGACUUCAGAUAGAUAU
Bolinopsis microptera is the source of this 937-nucleotide messenger RNA. RefSeq lists its product as uncharacterized. Bases 1 to 933 code for a protein of 310 amino acids. Gene Ontology annotation, molecular function: RNA polymerase II cis-regulatory region sequence-specific DNA binding; DNA-binding transcription factor activity, RNA polymerase II-specific. The record is from RefSeq and is a predicted model, not a curated record. The transcript has a single exon. Lineage: Eukaryota; Metazoa; Ctenophora; Tentaculata; Lobata; Bolinopsidae. Gene Ontology annotation, cellular component: nucleus. Gene Ontology annotation, biological process: neuron differentiation; brain development; regulation of transcription by RNA polymerase II.